Brenthis ino (lesser marbled fritillary) is the source of this 417-nucleotide messenger RNA. The record is from the annotation of a GenBank genome assembly. NCBI's taxonomy places the organism in Eukaryota, Metazoa, Arthropoda, Insecta, Lepidoptera, Nymphalidae.
AUGGUAGCCAAAAAAGACUACCAUGCACCCAAGCAUCCGGAUCUGGAAAGGAUUCCCAACCUUCAGGUUAUUAAGGCAAUGCAAUCACUUAAAUCAAGAGGUUAUGUGAAGGAACAGUUUGCAUGGAGGCAUUUCUACUGGUAUCUUACAAAUGAAGGUAUUGAGUACCUAAGGAUCUUCCUCCAUCUUCCACCUGAAAUUGUACCUGCAACUCUUAAACGUUCAGUACGCACUGAGCCGGUCCGCCGUGGGGCUGUUGGCAGGCCUGAUGCUCCAGCUCGAUCAGCUGAGGACCGUUCCAUGUACCGCCGUGCCCCUACCACACCUGGUGCACCACAUGAUAAGAAGGCUGAUGUUGGUCCUGGCUCCUCAGAUUUAGAAUUUAGAGGAGGAUUUGGACGAGGCAGACCAGCUCCC